Molecule: messenger RNA, 10417 nt
Organism: Esox lucius (northern pike)
Lineage: Eukaryota; Metazoa; Chordata; Actinopteri; Esociformes; Esocidae
Gene: znf638
Product: zinc finger protein 638
Exons: 23
Coding region: 108-8891 (2927 amino acids)
Cellular component (GO): nucleus
Molecular function (GO): zinc ion binding; RNA binding
Source: RefSeq, a predicted model, not a curated record
CCGGGUCAGAUGACUUCCUCUGGCUCAAUGCCAACGUAUUUAAUAUAAAGGAGCAGCAUUAGAGUACUACGGGAGUUUAUUGGCCACCCCGGGUGGCGAGUGUAACGAUGCUGGAUGGGAAGAAUACCGGAGUCGUUGCUAACGUAAGCUGCGUAGAUAACCCCAGGACCUCUCCGACCAUCACCAACACCACCGUUGACGCUGCGCGCGGCUUUGCGUUGUUAUUGGAGCGCUGCGCCGCUCCCCGUUCAAGUCCGCUGAAUCUGAUUGGUGGGCUGAGAGUUGGGAGCCCACCUUCACAGCUUCUCAUAGGCCACGCCUCUCUGCAGUUGGCCCAGCUCAAAGUCCAGCUUGCCCUGAAUCAGCUCGCCGCCAUCAGAGCUACCAAACUCCCUCUACCCUCCCUUCACCCCCAUUCACCUCCUCUCGACCCACUCCUGAACCUCCUCAAAGCAGCGGUCACCAUCAAUAACAUGUCCCAUCCCAUGUAUAACACCCUAGGGGGACAGUACUCCUCUCAAUCCCAGAGGACUACCACCCAGAUGGGACAGUAUGGACUUACACAAGCCCAGGUCGGGAUGGAACCUCUCGGGGUCUCUCACCUGGGUCUGGGUAGCUCUGGGGCUGGUAGUUCCUCCAUUGGCUCCAGCCAGGGAGGCAUGAUGCCAUCGAUGGUGUCCCAGCAAACGAGCUACGGCGCAGGGCAGCGGUCGGCUGGGCUGACCGCCGAGAUGGAGAGUUCCAUAGAUCGUCAUAUCCGCGGUGCCAGAGAGGGGGCGAGGCUCUUCAGUAAGAUGAGGCCGCAGAACCAGCAAGGCUCACUGGACAGCAGAGAUCCUCGCCAGGGUCACGACCCCAGGGACAAGCUUUUGUCUGGGGGAGGGAUGGGCGGCUACUCGCCUGGCCUGUCCUCCGGCGACCAGAAGACCUCCAUGGACUCCUGGUCUGGCUACCUGAACCAACCCGCUCCCUCUAAACUUUUCUCCUCCAACCCAUCUCAGUCCUCCCCUUCCCCCUCCCAGAUGUACCAAACCUCAGGGUUCGGGGGUUUGGGACCACCUGGGUCUGCCUCAAGGGGUCCUGAAGUUCACAUGAACACCUCGACUGCCACCACUCGACCCGCCCGGUAUACAUCAGAAUCCGCCAGUAGCAUCCUGGCCAGCUUUGGACUGUCUAACGAAGACCUGGAGCUGCUCAGCCAUUACCCUGACGACCAGCUGACUCCAGACAACCUGCCCUUCAUCUUGAGGGACAUCCGCAUCCGGAAGGUCAAGGGAAGCGUGGAUGUGGACCAUCGUCCCCAGACUGGCAGGGGAGCUGACCCAGAGUCGGACCUCUUAGGUGGAGGACAGAGCAAAGUUAUAGAUUACGGACAUUCUAGCAAAUAUGGCGCUUUUGAUGCUACCGAUAGCCGAGUGGAUGGUUACGGCGGGCGAGAUCCACUUCCGAAAGAGAUACCGAAAUACGGUGCCGUGAGGGACGAUCCUAGCGGGCAUGCUGGGACGCCGUACGGCAGCCUGGGAAGUUCCAGGACAUCCAAGCAAACCCAAAGCCCUGUUGUCCAGAGCCCUAUCUCUCUCCCAAAGAAGGAUACUGAUAGUCGGAUUGACCUUUCUUCACCUUCAAGCAAUCCCAAUCAGACCCACACAUCCCACGACUCAUCCAGAGGGGCGGCUAAACCCAUUCCUGUUUGCGCCGGUGACCAGGGAAUCGACCGACUCCUAACAACCCAGAAUCGAGGUGCUGUCCGGGGCCAUGCUCAGUCCCGGUCCGGCCUGGUUGUUCUCGGAGGAGGAGAAGGAGGUGCCGGUGCCGCUGAAGGAAUUGGAGGAGGUCUCAGGCAUGGAGGUGUCCAACUCGGGGUUCCCCCUUCGACAGCGACCCGCACUUGGCCCUCCUUGUACCCUGUCCUACCGCCUUCGAUGGUUCCAUUGGGUCCGCCUCCGCAAAUGGGGCCGUCGAUGCUCCAGCAGAUGAACAUCCCGCCCCCGACGAUGACAAUGCCAAAGAGGUUGCCAACGCCCACCAUGAUGAGUGAUUACUCCGCGGCAACUCCCAGAAUCUUUCCCCAUACCUGUUCUCUCUGUAACAUAGAAUGUACCAAGCUGAAGAACUGGAUCGAGCAUCAGAACACAAACCUCCAUAUUGAAAAUUGUCGUCUGCUCAGGAAAUCGUAUCCUGACUGGACUGUGGAAACUGUCCCUGUGGCCAGUCCUGCUCCUGGUAGAAAUGACAACAACCAGCCGCCCCAACGCCGCCAGGCGAGCCGUUCCACCUCCCGUUCUCCGUCCUGGUCUCGAUCUCCUUCUCCUCGUCAUUCCUCCUACCACCCCGCCUCCUCAGCUCCACGCAGACCACGUUCCAGGGAGCGUUCCCGGGAACGCCGACACAAUGCCGCUACACUGCGUUCUCGGUCUCCUGGUAUGCGCCGGGAACGGGGUAGGGGGCGAUGGCGUUCCCGCUCGCCCCAGACGACCUCUUCAUCCCGGAGGUCUCAGUCAAGGAGUCGUGAGAGGGAGCGUCGCGAUAGGAGGAGCAGCCCUCCAGGAGGUGCUGGAAGAAGCAGACAGCAGAAGUCUACCAGUGCUGAAAGACUCGCUAAAAAACUACUGGAAUCAUCUGCUGGCCUCUCCUUCACCGAAAAGACCAGCCUGGAAGACAUGAUGCAGUCCCUGGCCCCUGCGCUUCUGGCCGAGCUCGCCAAGAAGAAAGGAUCCACCGCCUCGUCCUCAAAGGGAGGCGCCGGCAGAAAAGGCCACUCCUCCUCACCCACCUCAUCCUCCCGGAAGAAUGACGCUGGAACGUCCAGGUCCGGAAGCAAGGGAGCCGCAGGACACGGAAGGCCGUCGACCAGGUCACCGCCUCCGUCCGGCUCCUCUAAGACGAAGAAGAAGGAAGCUCCGGGCACAUCUGCCCUGUUGAGGUUGAGGAACAUACCCCCGUACACCAGACAUGAUGACGUCGUCCAGGCCUUGCAGACCUACGGAAAGGUCAACCAUGUCAUCCUGCUCAAGGCUAUUGAAGAGGCAUCCGUGUUGUUUGAGAAAGAGGAGGAUGCAAAGAAACUGGCCAAUUGUAAGACCUUGACCAUUAACGGCCGAAAGGUCACCGUAGUGAUGGAGAAAGAUACUCAGCUGGAUAACACGAUUAAUCCCAACCAACCUAAGAAGUCUACUGACUCAAAGGAUCUCAACCAAUCUAAGAAGCCUACUGACUCAAAGGAUCCCAACCAAUCUAAGAAGCCUACUGACUCAAAGGAUCUCAACCAAUCUAAGAAGUCUACUGACUCAAAGGAUCUCAACCAAUCUAAGAAGUCUACUGACUCAAAGGAUCUCAACCAAUCUAAGAAGUCUACUGACUCAAAGGAUCUCAACCAAUCUAAGAAGCCUACUGACUCAAAGGAUCUCAACCAAUCUAAGAAGCCUACUGACUCAAAGGAUCUCAACCAACCUAAGAAGACCACUGAAAAUAUAGCAAUAUCUACAAAGUCCUCGACCAAGACCACUGGCACCAAAAUGUCUACUACAAGUGAGACCACACCCAAGGGGGAGGUGGCUAAGCCCAAGCCCCAGCCAACCACACCCAAGGGGGAGGUGGCUAAGCCCAAGCCCCAGCCAACCACACCCAAGGGGGAGGUGGCUAAACCCAAGCCCCAGUCAACCACACCCAAGGGGGAGGUGGCUAAGCCCAAGCCCCAGCCAACCACACCCAAGAGGGAGGUGGCUAAGGCCAAGGGCCAGCCAACCACAACCAACUGGGCCACAUCUCUUACUAAAAAGGCUUGGUUGAAAAAUACGUUCAUCAAGAUUGAAGGUUUGCCGGAGAGAGGCUACACCGAGGACGAUCUUGUGAAGCUGUUUAAACCAUUCAGAUACAGACACGGGGCCCACAACUGCUUCAUACUGCCCAAUGAGAGAUGGGCUAUCAUCCGUUUGGAUGGGGAACCUACGUGCCGAGCUGCUCUGUAUAAAUACACAAAACAGCCUCCCAAACUCCUGAACUGUCGCCUUAAGUUUUCCAUGACCCGCCCCAAUGCAAGCCUUAUUCAGGAGGGUAUUUAUACAACUCUCAAGGGACUGACCAAUUCGGAUCCAACACUGAGGCAACGUCUCCUCGUGGUCAAAAAUGUUCCUGUAGAUAAUUCUGCAGUCCAAGAAAUACAUGACCGUGUGAAACGCAUCGCCCCCUUCCGCGACUCGCUGGUUUUGCUUUAUAAGAUCUAUUUUGAGAUGGAGUCUUUCUCUGUUGGGAAGGCUGUUUGUCUUCAUUUUCAGAAGAAUCCUUGCAAAGUUCUCGACAAGGCCCUAAAGUUUUAUAUGAUGGUCAAGAUAAAAAAUACUGAUGCUAAAAUAGCCACCCCAAAAGCAACUGGUACCAGUGUCACUACUGCUAGCAUCAAGGCUAUUGCUACAACCACCUCCAGUGCUGAAAACACUGCUGGCAUCAAAUCUAUUGCAGCAACCACCUCCAGCGGUACCAUCAAGGCUAUCACUACAACCACCUCUAGCGCUGCCACCUCUGCUAGUAUUAAGGAUAUCGCUACAGUCCUUUCCAGUGCUGCCACCACUGUUAGCAUUGAGGCUAUCGCUGCAACCGCCUCCAGUGCUGCCACCACUGCUAGCAUUGAGGCUAUCGCUACAACCGCCUCCAGCGCUGCCACCACUGCUAGCAUCGAGGCUAUCGCUACAACCGCCUCCAGCGCUGCCACCACGGCUAGCAUCGAGGCUAUCGCUACAACCGCCUCCAGCGCUGCCACCACUGCUAGCAUCGAGGCUAUCGCUACAACUGCCUCCAGCGCCUCCACCACUGCUGACAUUAAGGAGAACACUGCAACCACCUCCUGCGCUGGCGCUACUGCUACGAACAAUUAUUCUACUCAACAGAUGGCUACCAAACAACCAGGUGAUGAUGUCAUCAUCGUUGAGGCCAUGCAACCAGCAACUGGAAUUGUGGUGAUGGACAUCGAAGAGCCGAUGGUGACGGGGGCUGGACAGGAGGAGGAUGAAGAGGGUGGUGAGAAGGAGUUGGGGAAGGAGAGUGAAAAAGGAGGAAAAGUGAUAAAAAACAUUGAGGUAGAGACACAGGAGAAGAAAAUCGAGGAUGAACAACAGGGAACGGAAAACGAUGAGCUAAAAGCCCCCACUGUUGACAUUGUUUCUUUGCAGUUGCCUACAGCUUCCGCUCCUGAGGAAAAGGUUGUCAUGGAAACUCUGGGCAGCGUGGCAAAGGACAUUUCAAACGAUGAAAUUGCGGCAGAACCUGAUCAGGUUCAAACUGCGGCCCGAUUACAGGAAGGUAAUGAAAGUGCCACAAUGGUCAGCAAAACCAUGACCGCUGUGGCCACUACAGAACUGAGUCCAGCAAUCACAGAACCUGGUGAUUCUGUCAGCCCAGACGCCUCCGGUACUGCUGAGAUGGCACCAAAGCUGCCCUCCACAGUGCCCCUGGCGGUCCCGGUAGAGGAGGACGUUGAAGACAAACCGCUGGACUUCCCUCCGGUGACUCCAGAGAUUCUCCGGGCUCUGGAGGCUGCGGUGCACCAACACCGCAUGGGGAGACUGGCUGAGGAGCAGGCCACACAAGGACUGAGCCCGGGCCACGGGAAGGAUAGCCAGGCCAACAAUGUCACCGUGGGGGAGAAUGAGAAGAAAAUGACCCCCUUGUCUGGGCAAAAGAACCAAGCCGCAGCUCAGCCCGAGAACCCGAUGACAACAACGCAGACUCCGCAUGAGGGGAAACAUUCAGAUGUUUCUGACAAGAAAGAGAAACCAGAACCGCAAACAAAGACUUCUCGGUCAGAUAAAGAUAAACGUCCAGUGACGCAAGCAAAAAAGACCACAGACAGUAGUGGGAAGCCUUCAGGACCACAUGAGCAUAAGAACCAACCCCAGAGAAGCAGGACCCAGGGCUCAGGAGGUAGAGGUAGACACGGUGACCAUUCUUCCCCAGAAAGAAGAGAGACGUCCAAGCAUAGAGUUAGCCGGCCUCCUUCAGAGGACGAGCAACGUCCUCCGAUAUCACGACACGGAAACUCCUCCAGCUCCUCUUCCGGCUCGCACAGGAGCAACCGAAAGGAGGACAGCAGCCCAGCCAAGAAGAAAGAGAGGAGAGAGGAGGAGGAGAGGAGUAAGAGCCACAGUGGCAACAAGACUGGCCGGUCGUCCAGGAGUGAAUCCAGAGACAACAGGCAACCACAGAGAAUGUAUACCUGUGACACAAUGGACGACUUCACCUCCGACGACCUCCCUGACGAUGCCUACCCCUUUGACCUGGCCGAGUUCAAUCUGGAUGAGUUUGUCACCGUGGACGAGGUAGAAGGGGAUGAGGCUGAAAACACUAGUCCAUUGGAGUCACCCUCCUCAUCCUCAAUGCAGAAGAUUCAAGAUGUGAUCCCUACCUCUGCGCGUUCUAGAAGAAAGCGCAAGAGCAGUACACAAGAUACAGUAACUUCUACUCCGAAACCUAACCAGGAGACACUGCCUCCCUUGGCCAAAAGGCCUCCAGCCCCAUCGUCUACAUCCAGUCCGUCUGGUCAGAAAAAGCUCCCCCAAGCUCAGAAAACUCCACAGAAAGCUGCCGCAGCCAAAAAAACCGUGGCCUCAAAACCUCAACCUCCCGCAGCUUCUGGGCGCAAGACCAGGUCAUCCGGUGCAUUUGCUGCGACCCAUGUCGCGGAGACCCAGGAACUGGGUGCCGAUGGUAAUGCUGCGGUGGAGGGAGAGCCUACUAUGGACACCCUGUCUCAGCCCGUGGUUAAAGGCUCAAAGUCCCAGUCAGAAGAGGAAGCUGUAGUCACAAAGGAAAUGGACAAGGAUGGUGUAGUACCUUCAUCUGGGCAGCAGGUGCCAGCAACUAGCACUGCAGUUACUGUGGAGCAAGAAAGCGCCGGGAGAGAUCUAGAGAUUAUAGCUGAAAAAACUCCAGAGUUGGAGGGGUCAGAGGAGACCCAGGUUGAAAAAGGUGCUUCUAUACUGGGUACCGAAGUCCAGAGCAGUGCCAGUUCACUGGAUGUCGUUAUGGUAAACAAGUCUGACACAUUGAAGGAGCAAGACCCUCUGAAGAACCUGGAACAGGAAAAGCUUCAGAAUGCGACGGCUUCCCAGGCACCCGAAUCACAAGUUGACAACUUACCUGGGGAAGAAGACAAAGAUGAAACAGUUGAUGACAAACAGUCUAAAUCACAACAUCUGGACGCUCCAGUGCCUGAAGCCUCCGGAGCGACGGGUUCCAAGGUGCCUCUGACAACAUUAGAUGAGCACGAGGAGGUUUCAGAAGAUGAGUCUGCUUUUCAGAUACUCGACUCAGUCGAAGACCCUGAAGAUGGUGAUGGGGGGAGCUCUCUCCCCAAACACAUGGGAGAAUUCCAGAUACUAGAUUCUGUUGAUGGUCAGACUGAGAGCCCCCCAUCUUCUGAGGACCAUACUACUGGUUCUAAGGCUCCGGGCGGCUCCAGACCUCAAAGGGGAUGUAAAAAGGUACCAAAGAAGGGGGUUAAGAAGUUAAGCAAAACUCAGGGGGCAACCAAGACCACCGCAGGAAAGAUCCAUGGAGGCAAGCCGAAGAAGGGUAACCUCGUCACCCUGGAUGAAGUCAGCGAGGAGGAAGAGGAUUACCCGGAUGACGCGGCUGAAGAGGAAGAACUGAUGAUGAAACAAAAGCUAGCAAAGGAGAAACGACGAGAGAGGGAACCGGAGAGGAGGAGCAGGGAGAGGAGCAAGGACAAGGAGAGAGAACGAAAACGGGAGGAGAGGAUUGUCAUAGAUACGGACGGGUUGGUGACUUUGGACGAGAUUGGAGGGGAUGAGGGCGGAGAGAGGGAUGAGGAGAGUGGACUUAUGGAGGCAGACCUGCAAGCGUUGGUCACUCUGGAUGAGAUUGUUGAUGAGGAAGGAGCUGAAGGGAUGAGUCCACAGCCACUCCCCUUCAGCCAGGAGGAUGAGUCAGGAGACACCUUCAUCCCGGAGACUCUGGUGACCCUGGAUGAGGCUGGCGGGGAUGAUGAUGAGGGGAUGGAGAAGGAUAUGCAGCCUGAGAGAAGCCCCGAAUCACAACAGCCCUUUCAUCAUCACAGUGACAGCACAGUUGAAGCUACAGGGUCUCCCGGAGUGGAAGAGGAUGGCAGGGGCAUGGAGGAGAUCAGGAGUAUGAACCUGGUCACUGUGGAUGAGGUCGGAGAGGAGGAGGAGGAGGAGGAGGAAGAGGAGGCUGCUGUUACCACCCGGACAGGUGUUAAGAGGAGGAAGAAAGGAAGGCAGACGCCUGUGAGGAAGUCCGCUAGAGGAAAAAGGGGGAAAGAAACUGAGGAGCCGUCUGCAGAAAUUAGUCCUCCCUCUCACACAACUCCUCCCACUUCUCUGGACGUUACCUCCUCACUGGUCCAAGACACAGUGAUGUCAUUGGCGGACAGCCAACCUGCUCUCACGGUUCCGGACCCCCAGGAGAAAGCCGCUGAAGCCACCACGGACCGACCCAGCCUGGAGGUCCUGUCGGCUGGGAAGGAAACGGAGCCUGACCCCCCUGUGACCCAGAGUCAGGAGGUGACUGGUGUGACCAAUGGGAAGACUGACUCCGGCUCCAGAACCACAGCAGAAGGCAGUAUGACAAGAGAAGGGGAGCCUGAAGCAAAGCGUUGUCGUUCUGAAUCUCCUUUGACCACAGAUUUCACACUGCCUCCCUUUACACCAGACAAACCUAUAGGCGUGGACUUUGUGGUUCCUAAGACCGGGUUCUUCUGCAAGCUGUGUUCUCUGUUCUACGCCAGUGAGGACACAGCCAAGAAGACCCACUGCAGCAGUCAGCGCCACUACCAGAACGUGCAGAAAUAUUACCUGAAGAAGCAGCAAGCAGGAAGCUCCAGCCUCGCCUCCAGCCUGGGCUCUGCUUCCGAAUGACCCCCGACCUCAACCUCGUUGCGUCGGCGACGGCGCCCUGUCACGGGUGUUGUCGUCAGCGUUGUGACGACGGUGCGGCCGUAUCGACGUGACCAUGUGGAAUGGAAGCUGCUGACGGCGUGAUCUGAAGAACACGAUGGGGCCUUCGAAAUACAGGGACAGUGUUUCUUAAGCUUGUUUAGGUCAUAUUUAGCCAUUAUCCUGUCAUCAAAGGGACUCUGUACCAAGUGCGACGUCGUCGUUCGCCGUCAGUCGGAAACCGCUAGAAAUGCUAAUCCGAUGUUUUCCCCGCUCCCCGUGUGCUUGUUGACAUGGCUGUGUUCAAUCUGUCAGCAUCGAGAUGUAGCAUCAGUUCUACUCAUUCAGUUGGACCCAUGUCAUGUUUUCAGGCCUAAGCACUUCAGAUCAGCUCCCCAUCAGUGCCUGUUAAGGGCUUGUUGAGCGUAACGCUUGACUGGAUGUCAGUCCUGAAAACAUUUGGGAUAAUAGUGCAGAGCCUGAAUCCCGUCUCGGCGGGCUGAGUGGGCUGAAACCCGUCUUGGCCCGCUGAGUGGGCUGAAACCCGUCUUGGCCCGCUGAGUGGGCUGAAACCCGUCUUGGCCCGCUGAGUGGGCUGAAACCCGUCUUGGCCCGCUGAGUGGGCUGAAACCCGUCUUGGCCCGCUGAGUGGGCUGAAACCCGUCUCGGCCCGCUGAGUGGGCUGAAACCCGUCUCGGCCCGCUGAGUGGGCUGAAACCCGUCUCGGCCCGCUGAGUGGGCUGAAACCCGUCUCGGCCCGCUGAGUGGGCUGAAACCCGUCUUGGCCCGCUGAGUGGGCUGCGAUUUGGACUUUGAUUAAUUUGUUUUUAAUGUGUUUAUCUGACACAAGUAUAUGUUUAGUGCACAUUUUGUACAGAGGAGUGCGCAGGAUGAUGGCAUGUUAUUUUGCUCUUUUAGCCUGUUUUGUGACCAUGUUUUUGUUUCUCCUUAACCUCUGAGUAGAAGUGCUGAACUGGGAUCCGUCCAUACAGACUUGUUCAUUAUUACGUAGACGGCUGAUCUGAUCCUAGAUCAGAAAUUCGGCUUUAAGACGCUUUGGCUGCAUUGACACAUCAGUUCUGUAAUUAUUUUCACUAAUUGCUGUUAACCAACCAGAUCAGCAGAUUAGUGGUAAUUAAACAUCAGUUGGCCAUCCUGGGUGGUCUUUCUACACACAGCCAAUGAGUGUUAAAUAUAUAUUGGGUCCAAUAUGACAACAUUGUGUACAUUUUGGGGGGGGUCGCGGCUGUUCGAUAUCGAUAAUCCUCUGUUUAAUUUACUAGAGAAUAUAAACUCUACAAAUAAAGGUUUAUUGGGAGUAAUACAUUUAAGUUUUGUAAAAUAUUAAGUUGAAAACAUUGUAGAAUGGUGAGUGUUGGGGUCAAUGGCAAACAAAGAUGAGUAUAUACAUAACGUAGCCGAGGAAAUGACAUUAUAUAGAGAAGUUUUCUUUUUAUUAUUGACAGAUUUUCUUUUUAACUAUAUUUCAAUAAAUGAUUGGAAACAUU